AUGAUUGUGGACUACAGGAAAAGUAGUGCCGAGCACUUCCCCAUUCUCACCGACGAGGCUGUAGUGGAGCAGGUUGAGAGCUUCAAGUUCCUUGGUGUCCACAUCACCAACAAACUAUCAUGGUCCAAACACACCAAUAAUGUCGUGAAUAGGGCGCACCAAGAAUGUUGUGAACAGUCUCCCCUCAGGAAAGUGAAAAGAUUUGGCGUUGGUCCCCAGAUCCUCAAAAAGUUCCACCGUUGCACCGUCGAGAGCAUCCUGACCAGUUGCAUCACCGCCUGGUAUGGCAACUGCCUGGCAUCCGACCAAGAUCUGCGGGGCGUGACGAUAGUGGAGCUGAUUAAGAAGGAAGGCAGCACCUUGGGCCUCACCAUCUCUGGAGGAACAGACAAGGACGGAAAGCCCCGCGUCUCCAACCUACGACCAGGAGGACUGGCUGCCAGGAGUGAUCAGUUGAACGUGGGCGACUACAUUAAGUCAGUGAAUGGUAUCAACCUGACCAAGCUGAGACACGAAGAGAUCAUCAGUCUGUUGAAGAACGUGGGCGAACGAGUUGUCCUGGAAGUGGAGUACGAACUACCCCCAUCAGCACCAGACAGUACCUCAGGUGUGAUUUCCAAGACAAUGGAGAUAUGUUUGCACAAAGAAGGGACCAGCUUCGGCUUUGUCAUGAGAGGGGGCUCACACGAAGACUGGAACAAAUCUCGCCCCCUAGUGGUGACAUACGUCAGACCAGGAGGUCCUGCAGACAGAGAGGGUAGCCUGAAACCGGGGGAUCGUCUGAUGUGUGUAGACGGGGUGCCCCUCCACAGUGCCAACCACAGGGAUGCCCUCGUCGUGCUCAACCAGUGUGGUCAGGAGGCCCUCCUACAGAUCGAGUAUGACGUCUCUAUCAUGAAUACUGUGACGAAUGUGUCUGGUCCCCUAUUGGUGGAGAUCGCCAAGUCACCAGGGGCGGCUCUGGGUAUCACCUUGACAACCGCCACCCACAGGAACAAACAGGUCAUCGUCAUCGACAGGAUCAAAGCAGCUAGUGUGGUGGACAGGUGUGGAGCUCUCCAUACAGGGGACCACAUCCUGUCCAUCGAUGGGACCAGCACAGAGCACUGUUCAGUCCUAGAGGCCACACAGCUGCUAGCUAGCACAUCAGACCAGGCCAAGCUAGAGAUCCUCUCUGCCCACCACAGCAGACUGCCUAACAAACCACAGGACACUGUGAAGGUUCAGAAGAGUGACCACCCCCACUCGUGGGACCCCUGUGUGAACUAUUGUCCCCCCCAGCACCCCUCCUCUCACUGUAAGACCUGGACCACCUCUAACAACCCCUCCAGCACACAGGAAUACUGCAAAUCCCUAGUGUCUACCAACUUCUCCCCUGGUUCCACCACCACAACAUCAGGUCCUGGGUCGACCAGCCAGAUAUCCAGUACGCUGCCACGUACAGCCGUCCCCAUGAGCCCACGCAACUCCAUGAUGAAGAGACGACAGAGGAAAAAAGAGCAUAAGAGCUCAUCCGUGUCCCUGGCGUCCAGUAGUGUAGGUCCUGGUGGCCAGAUCGUCCACACAGAGAGCAGUGAGAUCAUCCUGAGAGGAGACCCCCUCAAUGGCUUUGGGGUCCAACUACAGGGGGGAAUAUUCGCUACAGAGACCCUCUCUGCUCCCCCUCUCAUCCGCUUCAUAGAGCCAGACAGCUCUGCUGAGAGGUGCGGACUGCUGCAGGUGGGAGACAGACUCCUGUCCAUCAACGGAAUCCCCACGGAGGACGGAACACUGGAGGAAGCGAAUCAGCUUCUCCGAGAUGCGGCUCUGACCAAUAAGGUCUCCCUGGAGGUGGAGUUUGACGUCGCAGAGUCUGUUGUGCCCAGUAGUGGAACGUUCCAUGUUAAACUACCUAAGAAGAGAGGGGUGGAGCUGGGCAUCACCAUCAGUGCCAGUAAGAAAUCUGGAGAGCCGUUAAUCAUCUCAGACAUUAAGAAAGGCAGCAUGGCUCACAGGACUGGUACCUUGGAGCCUGGGGACAAGCUCCUGGCCAUAGACAACAUCAGACUGGAGAGCUGUUCUAUGGAAGACGCCUGUCAGAUCCUAGAACAGGCCGAGGACCUGGUUAAACUCAAGAUCCGUAAGGACGAAGACAACUCUGAUGAACAAGAGACGUCUGGUUUAAUCAUCUACACGGUGGAGCUGAAGAGAUAUGGAGGCCCGCUGGGGAUCACCAUCUCAGGCACGGAGGAGCCCUUUGACCCCAUCGUCAUCUCUGGCCUCACCAAGCGGGGCCUGGCUGAAAGGACCGGAGCAAUCCAUGUGGGAGACCGUAUCCUGGCUAUCAACAGUGUCAGUCUGAAGGGCAAGCCGCUCAGCGAGGCCAUUCACCUGCUACAAAUGGCCGGGGAGACGGUCACACUCAAGAUCAAGAAACAGGUCGACAUGGCAGACGAGAAGAAGAAGGAUGGAGAGAUGGAGAAUGAUUUGAGUGACACGGAGGACGUGUCGGACAUGACAGACUCUCAGAAGACCAACAAGCUGUCAGAGAUCUACUCCACCACCAUACCCAGUGUGGACUCUACCAUGGAGUCCUGGGACGGAUCCGGCAUCGACGCUGGCUACGGAAGCCAAGGGCCCUACAACCCCCAGGCGGCAGGCAUCGCCCUGCACCCCCAUGAGUGGAGGAGUGCCAGGCAGAGGACCAGCCCCCCACCCCCGGGCCGCCGUAGUAACAACUACCCUUUCAGUGACGGGGGCUUCAGUGAAGACGACUGGGACAAACCGUCAGGAUACACCAGCCAGCCUCACAGUGACGCCAUCAUGCUCGACCACGAGGACAGUUUCUGGUGUCAGGCACUGGAAGACCUGGAGACCUGUGGACAGUCUGAGCUCCUCAGAGAGAUAGAGGCAUCUAUUAUGACGGGCAGUGCCAUCAGUAUUGGGGUGGAUGGUAACAAGUCCCAUGGCCUCCCCCACCCUGGAGACCCCGUCUGCCAGCCCCGCAUCAGCCCUCUGCGGAGGAGCUCCCUCCAGCACCACGAUGCCAAGACCCACCUGCACCAGGAGGCCCACCUCCACCAGGGGGCCCACCUGCACCCGGAGGCCCAUCUGCACCCGGAGGCCCAACUCCUGCAUCACGAGGCUAGAACCCAGCUGCAUCACGAGGCCAGGGCAAAGAACACACUCCGGGUGUCUGAGAAGACCUGGGAGUCUCGUAGGAUCAAGGAAGAGAUGCAGGAGAUCCUCUCCCCUACCCCUCUGGAGCUACACAAGGUGACGGUGAUGAAGGAUCCAGAGAGCGAUGACUUUGGCUUCAGCGUCUCCGACGGGUUCCUGGAGAAAGGUGUUUACGUCAACAUGAUCCGUCCGGAGGGCCCAGCAGACCGCGCAGGCCUGAAACCAUAUGACAGAAUCCUACAGGUGAACCACGUGCGUACCAGAGACUUUGACUGCUGCCUGGCUGUCCCCCUGAUCACUGAGGCCGGGGACAAGCUGGAGCUGGUGAUCAGCAGGAACCCUCUGGCCCAGCAACUGCACCAUGAACCGGACUGUCUGGACCAGGACCAAGGACUUCUCAUCUCUGCACUGCAGUCCAACAGUAGGGAACACCACCACUAUACUACUACAACCCGAGCCAUGGACCUGUGAUUACAGACAGACAGCACAGACACGCCAAGCCGCAGACUGUUACCAUGGAGCAGUAUGUGAAUCUACAGACACACACAGAACAAUGGACCUUCUUUGGACAUGUGAACUACAGACGCAGCCACAGUCCAGUACCAUGGACACACCAAGUCACAUACUGAACUUCUGAAUGAACUACAGACGCAGCCACAGUCCAGUACCAUGGACACACCAAGUCACAGACUGAACUUCUGAAUGAACUACAGACGCAGCCACAGUCCAGUACCAUGGACACACCAAGUCACAGACUGAACUUCUGAAUGAACUACAGACAGGAGCCUCAAACCAGUACUAUAGACCUGUGACUAAAGACACAGACCAAUACUAUAGACUAUAGACCUAUGACUAAAGACACAGUCCAGUACCAUGGACACACCAAGUCACAGACUGAACUUCUGAAUGAACUACAGACAGGAGCCUCAAACCAGUACUAUAGACCUGUGACUAAAGACACAGACCAAUACUAUAGACUAUAGACCUAUGACUAAAGACACAGUCCAGUACCAUGGACACACCAAGUCACAGACUGAACUUCUGAAUGAACUACAGACAGGAGCCACAGUCCAGUACCAUGGACACACCAAGUCACAGACUGAACUUCUGAAUGAACUACAGACGCAGCCACAGUCCAGUACCAUGGACACACCAAGUCACAGACUGAACUUCUGAAUGAACUACAGACGCAGCCACAGUCCAGUACCAUGGACACACCAAGUCACAGACUGAACUUCUGAAUGAACUACAGACGCAGCCACAGUCCAGUACCAUGGACACACCAAGUCACAGACUGAACUUCUGAAUGAACUACAGACGCAGCCACAGUCCAGUACCAUGGACACACCAAGUCACAGACUGAACUUCUGAAUGAACUACAGACAGGAGCCUCAAACCAGUACUAUAGACCUGUGACUAAAGACACAGACCAGUACUACAGACCUGUGACUAAAGACACAGACCAGUACUACAGACCUGUGACUAAAGACAGACCAGUACUACAGACCUGUGACUAAAGACACAGACCAGUACUAUAGACUAUAGACCUGUGACUAAAGACACAGACCAGUACUACAGACCUGUGACUAAAGACACAGACCAGUACUACAGACCUGUGACUAAAGACAGACCAGUACUACAGACCUGUGACUAAAGACACAGACCAGUACUAUAGACUAUAGACCUGUGACUAAAGACACAGACCAGUACUAUAGACUAUAGCCCUGUGACUAAAGCCACAGACCAGUACUAUAGACUAUAGACCUGUGACUAAAGACCUGUGACUAAAGACACAGACCAGUACUACAUACCUGUGACUAAAGACACAGACCAGUACUAUAGACCUGUGACUAAAGACACAGACCAGUACUAUAGACCUGUAACUAAAGACACAGACCAGU
Messenger RNA from Oncorhynchus nerka (sockeye salmon), 5060 nucleotides. RefSeq names its product glutamate receptor-interacting protein 2-like. Gene Ontology annotation, molecular function: protein binding. Bases 1 to 3630 code for a protein of 1209 amino acids. Gene Ontology annotation, biological process: neurotransmitter receptor transport, endosome to postsynaptic membrane. The record is from RefSeq and is a predicted model, not a curated record. The transcript has 23 exons. Lineage: Eukaryota; Metazoa; Chordata; Actinopteri; Salmoniformes; Salmonidae.